Messenger RNA from Manduca sexta (tobacco hornworm), 1671 nucleotides. Its product is annotated as transcriptional regulatory protein AlgP-like. The transcript is spliced from 2 exons. Lineage: Eukaryota; Metazoa; Arthropoda; Insecta; Lepidoptera; Sphingidae. The record is from RefSeq and is a predicted model, not a curated record. The coding region runs from base 1 to 1671 and encodes 556 amino acids.
AUGGAAUGUUCAAAUUUUAAAAAACCCUUACAUACUUUGACGAGGUUGCCUACCCCGGUUCCGUCUGGGGAGGCGGAGUUCGACGGGCGAAAGCCCGGAGAUGGUGAAGUUUUGCAGGAGGCAAAGGGCGCUCAGCGCAAAGAAGCCGUGGCCGAUGAGAUCGGGCCCAUACAUAUAGAUAUUGAUUCGGAGUCGAGCGGCAGUGUCUCCUCUGUCCGGAGCGGGAGGCUCUGGAGGAGACAAUCCCGCUCAAAGAAUAGUCUCUCACUCUGCACGAGUGAUACAGACGAGCCGGUACCCAAGGCGCAGACCACCGACGGCCGAGGGAGGGGGCGUCCUCCCACAGUCGGUAAGUACGUAGGCCUCAAAAAUGCGCAGAGGGAACGCGACCGACUCAAGCGCGAGGAGGCACGCCAAAAGGCGGAGGAGGAGCUAGAAAACCGGCUCAAAUUCGUGAAGUCGCCGAUGCCUCCGCGUUUGGAUGAAGAAGAGGACCGCCCCGUCACAAAGGAGGACUUAAAACAGUGCGAGCAUGUGAUGCGCUCCAUUGUCUGCAAGACGGGCAACCGAAAGGGAACGUCCCAGAAAGCUUUAAACUGGGUGACCAACAAAAUCACCCAAUACAUACAACAGCCGGAAUCCGCCGUCAUCACUCGCCUCGAGAGUGAAUCGAAGAAGUGGCAAGAGCACAGUGCCCGCCUCGAGGCGAAUAUGAAAACGCUGCAGGAGGAGAAUGCUGCUCUCAAAAGACGCCUCGAAGAGCUGGAAGCGUCAACCAAAGGGCCGUCAACGGAGGAGAUGCUGGCUAUGGUGGAAGCCAGGGUCCAGGCCAGGUUAGAGUCGGCCCUGAUGGGGCCAGCCCAGAGGCCCAGCUUGGCCCACGAAAGGAAGGCCGCCUCGGGGGACACACAGCUCCCAGUGACAGGAGGAAUAGUCGGAGGUCCUCCCCCGCCAAAAUCCAGGAGGGAGAAAGGGAAAGGAGUAGGGAAAAAAACAGCUCCCGCUCAGUCCCUCCCCGCCCCAGUACCCGGACCCUCCAGCGCGCCGCCACAGGCUGUCGCGGGUCCUUUAACGGCCCCGGCAACUGCGACAGCACCGCCCGAGAAGAGGAAACCCGAGAGGAAGAAGGCGACGACGACGGCGCCCAAGCCGAAGGCCCAAAAGGGCAGGAAAAAUGGCCCUCCGGCACAACCCGCUCCGGAGCCCCGCCCGCUGCCGCCGGCACCGGCCUCCAUGGACACGCCGUGGGUCGUGGUGGCCAAGAAAAACACCAAGAAGAAGGGGAAGACCGCUGCAACACCAGCGGCAAGCACGCAGCCGCCGCAAUCUACACGUCGGGCGGAGCCGAAACUGCGACCACCACGUUCUGCGGCCGUAGUGAUAUCCUUGACGCCGGCGGCAGUAGCGAAAGGUCUUACCUACAAGGGCAUCCUCAUGGACGCACAGAGUCGUGUAGACUUCACCGGCCUGGACAUCACCAGGCUAAGGCCGAAGUUCGCGGCCACGGGCGCCCCGAUGUAUGAGGUGCCCGGGGCUAACUCGGAGGAGAAGGCCGACUCCCUCGCCGCGAGCUCUUGUCCGGACAUGCAGGCCGUAACGGUUUGCAUUUGUGUUCAUUAUGCAGGGAAGAUGUCGCAGGCUGGUUCGCUUGGCUCACAAAUUCGACCUUGA